UAUUCUUGGUCAAUAUAUUCAGAGAUGAUGUACCAUUAGGUGUCAUACAGAAUUUUGAAAAAAAUUGCUAAAGAAUCCCAAACACCGCGUUAUUUUGAAAAAAAAAAAAGCGGAAAAAAUGAAGUUGAACGCAGUGAUCGUCCACGGGAUUCCUUUUAUUUUCGUUGCUUUAUCGUCGAUGAUAACGAAUGCAGAAAAGCUCAACGGUUGUCGUAGCGAAGCCGAAGCGCCGUAUUUCGUCGGAAUUGCCAACUUUGACUGCAAAAACUCGAGUUCAGGUCAGAUGAUGAACUUCAACGUCAGCACGCCAACUUUCAAGAAUGUGAUAUGCGAUUUCAAUUAUACCAUUGAGAACAUUGGGAUCAACCCUAGGAAUGCUACCCAAGGCUCGUACCGUGUCCUGAUGUUCAUCAUGGAUCCUACUUUACCGGAAAGAAGGAAAGUCUUCGUGGUGAACAGGACUGUUUCUACAUCAGCUCGUCCAACAAGUGCGACAUCUACCGCGUCGUCAACCAGACCAGUCUCUUCUACCACAACCCGACCAGUUUCAACUACCUCUACCAGACCAGUGUCUUCUUCCACAACUAGACCAGCCUCUACCACUAGACCAGGUUCCACAACCAGACCCGCAUCCACUUCUACCACAAGACCAGUUUCUACUUCUACAACCAGAUCUACCUCUACAACUAGACCCACUUCAACCACGACUAGAACCACGACUAGACCCACGUCUACCACAACCAGACCAACAUCAUCAACGACUAGGUCUACAACGACAUCGACGAGAACCACGACUCGGUUGACGUCAACGUCACCGACAACAACCAGAACCACGACCCGACGAGGCCAGACAACAACGACUCCUCUACGUAGGACGACGUUGUACGAAGACUUUUUGGAUGCCAAUAAUGGAGAAAUGCGAGAAUCUGACGGCGAGGAAGAACAGGAUAGUGAUCCAAUGUUGUUCUUCAAUCCCACUGACCGACUGGUGGCGAGACAGGUCAAACUGGGCGUUGUCAAACUCAUGGCGGGUUCCGCGGCCGAGGAAAUGAUGCAGUGCGAGAUGGACGUGGCUCACUUGACUCUGCCGCUGGCUUGCAACGAAAACGUUGACCUGACAAUAACCGUUUCUCCGCAACGCUUGACCAACACCAGCUGGUUCAGCACGCCAAUCAACGCAACAAAUGUAUUCCUCACACUCAACAAUUUCAUGACCGACAGAGGCGUUAAUCAGACUAUGAUUUCAAAUGCCUUGAAUGCCUUCAACGAGCGUCAAAACAAUUUCAUGAACACCAUGGAUCAUGGCAACAAGCACGGCCAUGAUGAUGAUCAUGAUGAUGAUGAUGAUGAUGAUGAUCAUCAUGAUGAUGGUGAUCUACUGCAGAAGAUACACAUGGUUCAGCAAAUGAAUUCUCCGAAUGCAAGGGCAAUGUUGGCAAUGAAAAUGCUGAUGAAGAUGAAUGAGGCUAAUCGCAAAAACCAAAUGAUGGGGCAAAUAAGUGCCAUGAAAAUAGGGAUGUUGUUGCGCCUUAAGGAAAUGAAGGAAACCGUGCCGAAUCUGGUUGUAUCUGAAACCAUGUCUAUUUCUCAGCAAAUGCCAGAGUUGCAGCUGAAGUUGAAAAAUAAUGGCCGUGACACCUUGAGAGGUCGGACAGGUUCAUCUGCUCCAAAACUUAGAGCUUUCAUCCGACCUUUCGCUUCAAAGAAGCUGGCUAUCAUGAUGAUGAUGGCUGCAUCUGGACAACCGUUACCAAAUGACUGUGACACGAUGUUGCCGACGGACAUUUCCCUGAUUCACAGUAACGAACUGAUAGAAAACAGCACUGGGUCCGGAUCAUCAGACCUGAGAUCUGGGGCAGAAGUUUCAUUGAACACCAGCAAGUUGUUUCUCAGAUCAAGAGAAGCCUGUGGACCUGCUGCAAUGAUAUUUUCCGUGGAAUCCCCUUUGUUCUCGGCUGAACAAAACGAUUCCAACAAUCACGUGAUCAUUCCUGUGUGGCUCAACUGCGACUUGAUGUCAAUGCCACCCCGUAUUGGUCACAUGAUGCAAAAUGGUCCACCUGGAAAAAUGUGCAGGGUUGUGCAAAAUUACUUCGACGGAGGCAGAAAAGCCUUGUUGGUUUCUGGCGACUUCAGGAGCGGAUACAAAUACACUGCUUACGAUGGAGAGGAAUUUAUGCCAAUGGACUCAAAAUCACCAGGAACAUGGCAUUUGGCUCAAGUUGUUCAAGGUUUGCACAUGGAGGUGCAAGACUUGACUGACCGGCUAAUUGCUUCUCAGCAAUGCAAAGCACCUUCAAUGGAUGGUGCGAUCAUGAAAACCUUGCCAUCAGCUCUGAGCGAUUUCUCUGAUAUUCUGUGGAUGCUGCGUCAGACCAUCAAAAACUACAGAUACCCGGAUCAGAACACAAAUCCGCAGGUUUACAUUGAAAAUAAGAACAACUUGAUGGAGUUUGUGACCGGUUUCGCCGAUUUGAUGGAGAAUCUCGUGUCCAAACGAUGUCCUUUGUUGUGGGAAAUCGUCGACGAAAUCGUCGCACUCUUCAGCGAACAUGCAAGGAAUGAUCAACUGAUGCAUGACCACGACAUGGGAGAAAACAAUAAUGGCCACAUGACUAUGAACGAAGACUACAGAUCUAAUGGACGCACCAACAACCGGAUGGGUCAAAUGCGAAGUUCGAGUAGAUCCGGAAGCAGAAGCGGAAGUUCGCGCGGGAAAAGUGGCAGCGGUCAAGAAAAUUCCAGCAACAACAACGACAACAAAAAUAACCAAGGUGGCUCGAAAAACAACCAAGGUGGCAAUAACACGGAUUCCAACAAUUCAAACAAUAGUGACAAAAAUCAACAAAAUGGAAACAACAAUGGCGGCAACAACAAUAACAGCAAUGCUGGAAACAAAAAUAACCAAGGCAAUCAAGGAAACAACAGUAGCAGCAAUGGAAAUAAAAAUCAGGGUAAUAAUGGAAGCAAAAAUGGCAAAAACAACCAAGGAAAUCAAGGAAACAACACUAGCAGCAAUGGAAACAACAACAACAACAACAACCAAGGAAAUAACAAGAAUAAUCAAGGCAAUAAUGGAAACAGCAACAAAAACAAUCAAGGCAAUAAUGGCGGAAACACUGAUUAUGAAGAAUACUCCACUGAUGACAGCAGUGAUGAAAAUGGUUCAGGUUCAGGAAAAAGUAACCAUGGUGGCAGUGGUGGUUCCUCUUCAAACAAUGGAAGAUCAAAGGGUGGUAACAAUUCCAAAGGGAAAAAUGGCAACAGCAAUGGUUCUGGAGGUAAUAAAUCCGGUGGUGGCAGAGAAAAAUAUUCAAAAGUCAGUGGGAAAAGUGCUGCUAUGAGAGACAUGCAUCAGCAGAAACCAAAAUACAAAAUCAGAUUCCUCAAUGGCCAACCAAUUAGGUUUCCAGCACACUCUUCAGAGAGGAUGAUUGACUUUGAAAUGGAUGUCAGUGGAAUGCUGAAAUCCUGCAAGUCACUUCAGGAUAGCGGAAGUCCAGACGAAUGCCCCAUGAAGAAAAUGGGCAAAGUUCUUCAGUGCAUCAUCCGACAACCCAAGGGAUCCCUGAGGAGCAACCUGUUGUCAAAAGUGCAAUUAUUUGUCAGAUCAAUCCUGUUUGAUGAUGGGGAAGGAAGCUUGGACCCGGAUACGGACCCAGAAACAGUUGCGGAAAUCAAAGGCUUCAUCCAACGUUUGGUGUCCGGAAAUGGUCCAUUUUCAAUAAAUAUUUUCUCCGACCCUCAAAACGGAGGUCAUUUCACGUCUCGUUUGAGGGAAUGGAAGGACUUGUACGACGAAAGCCAAUCAAGCCCGAUCCAAAUAGAAUCUUUUUACGCUCUUUUUGAAUACCUUCAGCUUGGAAUUCGAGAUGAAAAAGCAUCAUUAGAUCCCUACGGACAAAGUGAUGCCAUUUUCUUGGCAGACUACGCAACUGGUUUGUUGGAUGAACUGAAAAUGGACCAAGAACUUCUCUUGAAAAUGACUGACCUCGGAAGAACGCUACAAAGGGCAGACUUCAACAAUGAUUGGGCGGAUUUGGCAGCGGGUCAUCGCAUGGACAUCAGCAAAUUGCAGAGUGAAGAUGCAGAUCGCGUUCAUUGUCUCAAUGUUGCUGGGAUCGUUCUCAAAAAUUUUCUUCUUCAACACGCCAUGGAUCUGAGGGCUUCGCCUGAGGAAGUUUUGGAUAUCAUCAAAGAGCACAAAAUUUUCGAUGAACCUCCAACGCAGGAGAGAGACGUUCAAAUGAUCCCCAGCACUUGGUUUUCAAUGGGAGGCGACAUCUACCGUAACAAAUAUAAUAUUCUCACCGGUCAAUUCUACAUCGCGAAGAUGGCGCAGUGUAGUUGCGGUGGUUGUGGUGGCCCCGAUGGUUCCUGCAAUGCUCCAAAAUGGUCAAAAGGUGGUGGACACGGUGAUGGCCAUGGUAUGAGAGGAAAUCGGAGAGGAGAUGAUCAUGAUGAUGAUGGCAACAGCAGUGAAGAAGAAGAUUCUGGCCAGAAAAAGAGAAAUUCCAAGAGAAGCUCGAAUCGUUCAAACGAUGAUGAUGGAUAUUCGCAAGCCUUGACUAUGUUUUAAGGCGUGAAACUUUUUUGUUUGUUUGUUGGUGAUUCGAUAUUUUAAAACAAAGUCACCUUCGAAGCAAUAUUUUCGCAACCUCGAAAAGAAGAUGAAGAAAGAAUAUGCACAAUUUACCUGGUAGAAAAUGUAGAGUUUUUGUUAUGGCUUUCUAAACGUGAUUCUUACGCCAGGAGGAGAUGAAAUACAUUUUUCUUUACCACCCAAAA
Messenger RNA from Notodromas monacha, 4788 nucleotides. NCBI's taxonomy places the organism in Eukaryota, Metazoa, Arthropoda, Ostracoda, Podocopida, Cyprididae. The record is from the annotation of a GenBank genome assembly.